Molecule: messenger RNA, 2184 nt
Organism: Anopheles merus
Lineage: Eukaryota; Metazoa; Arthropoda; Insecta; Diptera; Culicidae
Gene: sowah
Product: ankyrin repeat domain-containing protein SOWAHC
Exons: 13
Coding region: 279-2045 (588 amino acids)
Molecular function (GO): protein binding
Source: RefSeq, a predicted model, not a curated record
CGUCAAAACCAUUUGUUUACGUCCGCAGCGUACCGAAGUGCGAUUCUCGUGCGAAAGGCUAAUAAAAAGGCAAAGUUUAUUGUUAUUUUACGAAAACUAGCUAAACGUUUAGUGCAUUUGGAAACAUUUGAAGUGUGCUGUGUACACAUAACGCCCAUGAGCGUUACCAAAUAUCCGAAAAGCAGCUCCGAAUCGCGGUAACCCCGUUUGCUCGUUUGUUUACAUUGUGUUUGUUGUGUUGUGUGAAGUAGUGCGCUGUGUUUUUUCAACUUUGCACGAUGGAUACCGAGCCGAAAGAACUUUCCAUGGAGGAAAUAAGAAAUUUUAUGGUGCUGAAUAACUAUAAGCUCACCAACCACACGCUGGUGAAGCACUUCCGCAGCUUUCUCACGAACAAAGAUACCCAAGAUGAAGCUCGACGACGGUUCAAGGAAUAUGUCAACAAAAUUGCAUCGGUAAAGCACGAGGGCAACGAGAAGUACCUCGUUCUGCGGCGCAAGUACUAUAAUGGGAUUCCUCCGGAAGAUGCUGGCACCGAAUCGCAGCCUAUGAGUCCGGCGUCACGGUCCUACGGUUUGCUUGGGUCCGAUAGUGAAGCUUCCCCGCUAAGGCAGCCUCCACCUUACCGUCCGCCUCCGGUGGUGUCUCCAGACACGGUGUCGUACCAAGGCAGUCCGCGCGCCAGUGUCGUUCUGAAUCGGCGCAACAGCUCCGAUUACGUGCGCAGUGGGUCGGAAAUAAGCUUCGGCAGUGAGUUUGCAAGUGUAGACAGUAGGAAAGUGAAUCCGUUGCUUGUGCGCAGUAACAGCAACGACACACGCUCACUUCCGGAUGGUGAUCGUAAGUCGAGCGUGGACAUGAUGGUGCCAUAUGAUGACGGAGCUCCUCCAGCCAUCCCACCCCGUAAGCGGGUAAGUGAAUCGGGAGGCAGUAUUGCAUCGAACUCGCGCCAAAAUUCGGUCGAUGAGCGGUGCACAGGAUCAGUGAGUGAUACUAGAAGUGAAAAUAAGGAAAAUGUUGCCUCUGCUGAACCGGAGGAGAAGGGAGUGGUUGCAUCGGAAGAGAACAAGCUGAGUGUGAAGGAAAAGAUGAUGAAAUUUAACCGAUUCGCAUCGGAAGAAGAGGCCAAGAUUCCAUCACCGAUUGGGAAGAAGAAACCGGACAAGAAUGCCGAGGAAACACUCAAUACCGAAAACAUGAUGCAGCAUCCAAAUGCCAAGGAAUGGUUAAUAGCUGCAGCAAAAUCUGACUAUCAGCUGCUGGCGAAACUGUCCACCGAGCAUCCCAAUCUGGUUAAACUGCAGGACAUCAGCACGGGCUAUACGGCACUACACUGGGCAGCGAAGCACGGUAACGAGGACGUGGUAAAGCUGGUGGCCGGUAAGCUGAAAGCUGAUGUCAACGCCAGAACGAACGGGGGGUAUACGGCGCUUCACAUUGCCACACAGUUCGGCCGGAACGACAUUUUUGAGCUGCUGUGCAACGUUUACAAGGCCGACCGGGACCUGCUCGACUGGAGCGGGAAGAAAGCGCUCGAGUACCAGAAGCAGAUGACCAGCGUGUCCGAGUCGACAUUCAGCAAAAUCAAGGCACGGAAAAAGCAUUCAGAAAAAGACUCCGGCUUCCUGAGGAUUGGUUCCCUGAACGUACGGGUGAAGAAAACCACCGAAGCCUUCAGCAACUUCCUGGGAGUGGGCACCAACCAAACGCGAAUUCCGCCGACAGCGAUUAGAUCGAGCGCACCACCGGACACACUGUUUAUUGACAAGCUGCACAAAUCCUGGGGCUCUGCAGAUAACAUACAGAAGGAAGAUUCCGCAAUGCCACCGCCAAAGUAUGGUCCGGUGAAGAAACGGCGUCAAAAGCGUGACAUCGAGUACGAUCCGAGCAACGAUCACUUCAGCCAAAGCGUGCCGACCACACCGAGCCAGAUACGGGCGCCGGUAGGCCCACUGUCGGAAAAUCCCGAUGGUGAAUCGAUGGGCGACUCCGACUCCGAUACGGCCUGCGGGUUCGAUUCCAACUGGCGACCAACCUACAUUUAAACUUUUUUUCAUUAUUUCGAACGACUUACUUGUUUUUGUACAUUAGUAUCAAAAUGUAUACUACUCGUUAGAGGGGUUUUAUUUUUCCUAUGUUGACACGAUAAAUAAUCAGAAAUAAUAAAUGAACUAACUGCUUACU